This is a messenger RNA of Aspergillus fischeri NRRL 181, 4479 nucleotides long. RefSeq lists its product as uncharacterized. NCBI's taxonomy places the organism in Eukaryota, Fungi, Ascomycota, Eurotiomycetes, Eurotiales, Aspergillaceae. Gene Ontology annotation, molecular function: phosphoric diester hydrolase activity; polygalacturonase activity. The record is from RefSeq and is a predicted model, not a curated record. The coding region runs from base 1 to 4479 and encodes 1492 amino acids. The transcript is spliced from 7 exons. Gene Ontology annotation, biological process: lipid metabolic process.
AUGUGGAUCUCUCUUUCUGCCACUCUUUCCUGGAUAUAUAUCCUUUCCUAUUUUGUCCUCGUCCUAUCCAGUUCCCACGCCCACCGGGACCAUGCUGCCCAUCAUCGAGCGUUUAUCUCCCCUCGGGGCGAGGCGGCUGUUUUGCCCCCAAAUGUGGCGGCGCACAACGCGACCUCGAGCGAGAUUGCAACCGCCCGUCAGAUAGUCAGAGAGGCCGUUGCGGAAAUGACCAAGCUGAAUCAAGCCCGUCUUGCCCGCCCGUCACGUAACAACUACUCUAUGAAGCCGGGGACAAAGCUGGGUAAGCGUGACGACGUGGCUGCACCGCCGCCUCUACUCAAUAUCACCGACCAGAUUGCCCGCGCGGCAGCGCUGGUGGCCGAGCUCGAAGCAGGUGGCUCGGCUGGUGGAAAAUACAUCAAGUUAUACCGGAGGGCGGGAACGUUCUGGAUGGAGGGGAUCGAGCGAAAGGGUGCCAUCCCGUGGGGAGAUAAUCCUGACUACAAGGUCUUUCGACAUGUCGUCAACGACUAUGGGGCUGAUCCCACAGGUCAAAGAGAUUCUACGGCAGCAAUCCAAAGGGCCAUCGAUGACGGCAAGCGAUGUGGCGCCGCUUGCAAUGGGGCCACUACCAAAAAUGCCAUCGUAUAUUUCCCUCCCGGAACGUACCUUGUGUCUAGCUCGAUUAGCAUUUACUUCGGCACUCAGAUCAUUGGUGAUGCAAAUAACUGGCCAACAAUCCGAGCCGCCUCGAGCUUUGUCGGUCUCGGAGUCUUGUCCACGGACGUCUACGUUGAUAACGGUGGAGACGGGCCCGAUGGCAAUGCGCUGGAGUGGUAUAUCAACACUGCGCGGUUUUAUAGCCAGAUUCGCAAUUUGAAGAUCGAUAUCACGGCAAGCAAUCCGGGUGCCUAUGUGGCUGCACUCCACUAUCAGGUGGCCCAGGCGACGACAAUUGAGAAUGUUGAGAUCAUCGCAGAUUCUGCCACGGUAGGUACUCAGCAAGGCAUGUACGCGGAGAAUGGUAGCGGGGGCGUCAUGUCAGACAUCACUUUCACCGGCGGCAACUUCGGGAUUUAUGGAGGCAGUCAGCAGUUCAGUGCCGCGCGGUUGACCUUUAAUGGCUGCAAUACUGCAGUCGAAGUCAUCUGGGACUGGGGUUGGGUGUGGAAGAGCAUCACGGUCAAGAACGCCAAAGUUGGAUUCCGACUAUACAACGAUGCCAACGGGCAGAUCCCAGGCUCGGUGACCAUUAUCGACUCGGUCUUCUCCGGUACCGAGUCUUUUGCGAUUGAGAUGGCCGUCCCAGUUGAUGUCGUGGACUCCGGAUUCACCGGGUUGGUUUUGGAUAAUGUCCGGCUGGAUCGUCCGAUCAAAGACCAUUGGAGUGACAACCUGAUCCUCUCUUCCGGAUAUUACAAGAGCUAUGUGAUGGGGGCAACGUACAAGGAAAACAAACGGUCCUGGACCAACGGGCCAAAGGACUAUGACCGAGAACCCUCUCUCCUGGGACCAUCCGUCGCGGGACUCGAUGUGGCUCCUUACUUUGAACGUCCCAGGAACCAGUACGCUGACAAAACCGCAGUAGACUUUGUUCAUCUCAAGGAUGAAGGUGCUGCUGGCGACGGCUCGACGGACGACACGGACGCCGUUCAGAAUGCCUUCAAUAAAUAUGGCGAUGGCAGCAAGAUCAUCUUGGUAGAUGCCGGCACCUACAUCAUCAAACGCACCGUUACUGUUCCCAAGAAUGCGAAGAUCAUCGGUGAGACCUGGUCGCAGUUUGCAGCAUCAGGAGGUUACUUUGGCGAUGCCAGCAAGCCCGCGGUCAUGCUCAGGGUCGGCAACGAGGGGGAGGUCGGCAAUGUAGAGCUACAAGAUCUCAUCUUGACAAGCAAAGGUCCGACCCCGGGAGUUAUCCUGAUGGAGUGGAACGUCGCCGCAGAAAGCGCAGGCUCGGCCGCGCUGUGGGAUGUCCACGUACGGCUGGGGGGUGCAACGGGGACCGAGUUGACGCCGACAGAGUGUCCUCCGAUCACCACUGGGACCAAUCCAUCUUCAUGUCAAGUGGCUAGCAUGCUCCUACACGUCACCAAGCGGGCUUCGGGCUAUUUUGACAACAUGUGGCUUUGGGUGGCAGACCACAUGAUUGACGAUCCGUUGCUCGAUGACCCAUUGAACAACAUGGAACAGCUCUCCGUGUACAGUGCACGGGGCAUGCUGAUCGAAAGCCAAAAGGCCACAUGGCUGUACGGGACAGCUUCGGAGCAUAGCGUCUUCUACCAGUACAACUUCAAUGGCGCCCAAAACAUCUUCACCACGUUCUUGCAGACCGAAUCACCUUACUACCAGCCGACGCCGAAGCCCCCUGCACCAUUCGACCAGGUGGUCGGCACCUUUGACAGCGAUCCCAAGUACGGCUGCGAUGGCAGCGAUGCGGACGGCUGCGAUGCCUCGUGGGCUGUCAUCAUGAAAAACUGCCAAAAUGUCCAUAUCGGGUCUGCGGGCACGUACUCUUGGUUCCGCACGUACACGCAAGACUGCAUCGACGUCCACGGUUGCCAGAAGGCGCUGUGGCUUCUCGGCAGCAACUACGAUAACAAUCGAUUACAACAUGUCAUUGGGAUCGGCGCGAAGAAUAUCAUCGUCUCUCCGGACGGGACCACAAUCACAUCUGCAGCAAACCUCGCGGUCUCGAGCCACCCGAGUUGGGCGCACAUCUCACUGUAUGAGCUGCCAUCCAUUGGCGCGGCGCCCAAGCCUGGCGACGGGGGAGAUGACCAGUGUUCAAAUGCGGCCCGUCAAUAUAGCAGUGAAUACGUGCCACCCGGGGAGAUUGAGCUAUGGUCAAACGAUGGUACCGUGCUAAAUCAUGCCGACGACACAGACGGUCAGCAGUCUGUGACGAUUGUCAAUUUAACCCCCUACAAAUUCAUCCAUACGGCGGGCCCCGAACCCUACCAGUUCUCGACCUGGCAGUUUGGCGACGUGCCCUCGGGGCGGGCGUUGAAGAACAACGUCACGUACGAUCUGGGCCUCAAGAACACCGACAAGACCUUUGCCGUGCACGUUACCACGCACAUCCCGGACAGCUACGAGCGCCGCGUGGUCUUUGACCUCGGCGGCAUGGGCCUGGGCUGGCGCGAGCUCGGAUUCCCUGGUGAGCGGGUCAGCGUGGCACUGGUCAUCACCGGCAGUGAGGAGUACGGCUAUGUCACCUCGCUGCAACUCAACAACGCCGACUGGAUGAACCGCAUGUAUGCGAUCAUCAAGGAUCGCGAACUGCGUCACGUCGUCGUCCCUGGUUCGCACGACGCCGGGAUGAGCAGCAUCACCGACUCGGGGUGGAACGGACUGGGCACUGCCUCGAACACCGAGACGCAGAGCCUGGACCACUACAACCAGCUGCGGGUCGGCGUUCGGUACUUUGACAUGAGGAUCGUCAGCAUCGACGGGCUUGCCAGCUUUUGGGCAGCGCAUGUCAACGACGAAACUGCCGCCGCGCCUCUGGGGGCGACGGGGGAGUCUCUGGACAGCCUGAUUGCGGGGGUCAAUCGAUUUACCACCGACUACACCGGGGAGGUCAUUGUCUGGUGGGUGAGAUACAUGACCAACCUGGACAAUGGUGACCUCACCCAGGCGAAUCGGUACUGGAGCGCCGCGCUCACCAACGCGUUUUACGAUAAGCUCGAAGGGAUCAACAACCGCUGCCCGGAACCGAGCGACGGCGGGAAAUUCAAUCGGCAACCGCUGCAUACCUUUCUAGAUGCAAACGACGGCCGGGGUUGCGUGCUCAUUAUCAUCGAUGGCACAUUGAACGCUGGGAUCCCCAAGGGCCGCGCGGAGUCCAGAAUCUACAACACCACCUCCUUUGACCGCGACGACUAUUGGGCCCAGGAGCAGUACACGCAGCAAAACGCCGACAAGCAGAUCGCCCACAUGAAGAGCAUCGCCCGCGAUGGGGGAACGGGCGAUUCCUACUACAUUAUGCAGUGGCAGUGCACUCCGAGCGCCCUGGAUGUCGCCAUUCCGCCCCCUACGCUGCAACUGAUCGCCAACCAGGAGACUAACCCGGCGCUCUAUCACUACGGCCUGAAUGCCAUCUCCCCGGACAAGUUUCCCACGGUGAUCCUGCAUGACGCUGUCGGACUCUUCCACGUGAGCGAUCUCAGCGCCGAGAGUUACAACCCCAUGAUGCAGACCUUGGCUGUUGGGCUGAACUUGUACAUGGUGAGCCAGAACUGCGAUGUCAACGGGGGCCAGAAUCCGCUCGCCCAGCACGCCACAAACACGCGGAUGAUGCUUUCAGUGGGAGGGGACCGCGGGGCUGGGUUCAGCACCUUCUCGGGGGUCAUCUUUGCCAAUGGCACUGUACUGGAGACACCACCGCCGGACUUUUGUCGCACAUGUACCUUCAACGAUACCGGCAGUAUUGAUCAUCCCCCGCCGACUUUCAAUGCCACCAGCGUCAAGCUUCGAUGA